AUGGAUGCUAGGAUGGUUGAGAAUAGUGAAAUUGCUCCUGUAUAUGGGGGGACUGUUGAAGCCGUUGAGGAUGUUGGGCAAGAAAAAGAAGAGUUGGUGGAAGAGCUGACUAUUCACGUGCUGACUGAUAAUAGAUUGGUUGCAGACUCUACUGUGGUUGUUUUGCACAUUGAGCCUGCUAAAAUUCAAGCUCCUACAUCAAUUGGGACCUCCCUCCCCCCCCCCCCCCCCCCGAGUUUUGCUCAGGUAGUUACGGGAUCAUCUCCUACGGGAGGGAGUCCUUCUACUACUAAGCAGGUUGCUGAGUCUGAUGAGUCGCCAGUUUCUGGGAACUUGCAGCUCCAGCAGGCUCAGAGGGGAAUAUCCAACGAAAAAGAGAACAUUAAGCUACAGAUAAAGGAAAUAAGGUUUGGAUUGACUCUCCGUUGA
Linum trigynum is the source of this 429-nucleotide messenger RNA. The record is from the annotation of a GenBank genome assembly. Lineage: Eukaryota; Viridiplantae; Streptophyta; Magnoliopsida; Malpighiales; Linaceae.